Molecule: messenger RNA, 7981 nt
Organism: Scaptodrosophila lebanonensis
Lineage: Eukaryota; Metazoa; Arthropoda; Insecta; Diptera; Drosophilidae
Gene: AGO1
Product: protein argonaute-2
Exons: 7
Coding region: 833-3787 (984 amino acids)
Molecular function (GO): RNA binding; protein binding
Source: RefSeq, a predicted model, not a curated record
GUAUGUGUGUGUGAAAGGGAGAAAUUCGCAAAGUUGUUGUCUCACCAAUAACUCACACACACACGAGCGAACAAUCUUUGACUCACUUGUACACACAUGCACACACACUUACUCGUAAGUAGCUGCAAAAAAUAUUGUGUAAAAACAAAAACAAACAAACUUUAUGCAAAAAUUUGUUCUUUAAAAACAAAUAAACACGACAAAAAGUGAACGUUGAGCGAAAAUUGCGACUUUGUGAGAGCGAGAAAGACACUGCGCGCGAGCACAUAAAUUAUUGGCUAUACCCGGCAACGAUCUGGCAACACCAACAACAACAGCACCAUCAGCAGAAGCAGCAGCAGCAGAAGCAAAAGAAAUUGCGUUGCGGCUUGCGCUUUUACUUGCGGGAAAAACUUAAGCAAAACGACGGAACUCGUGUAAAAUUUUAUAAUUUCAAUGAUUUAAAAAUCAUAGCGGAAAUCACAUAAAAUCACGGUACUACUAUACUAAAUAAAAAAAGUUGUCCAAGUGCAAAGCAAAAAAAAAAUUAAAGAAAAAGAACCAUUCGACAAACGAUUACUGCAAAUUUUUUCUUAAUGUGUACCAUUGACUAUUUUGCAAUAAAAAAUAGCAACAACAAGAAGAAAUACGGACACUUCAACACCAAGCAGAACAGUAUCAACAUUAACAGCAGCAGCAACAACAAAAAGGCACAGUUUGUUGCUGAUAGGAGGAGCAAAUCCAUAAAGCGCCUCGCAUAGUCAGCUGCAAAUAAUUGUGCGAUAAGCUGUCUCCAUAAAACUCAUUCUGGGCAUAGCAGGAACGCUUCAAACUGACGCCGACACCGACUAAAAUGUCAACGGAGCGUGAGCUGGCUCCCGGCGGGCCAGCUCAGCUUCAUACGCUGCCGUUGACAUAUCCCGAUCUGGGCACUACAUUGCAACUGAACUCGGUGGGCAUCAUUGGGAAAGCAUAUGAGUCACAGUGGACCCCCUCGCCCACGCGGCCUCAGAGUCCCUCUCAGGCGCAGACUAGCUUCGACACGCUCACAUCACCGCCAGCACCAGGCUCAUCAGUCAAUCCCACCGCUGUCACCAGUCCGAGUGCGCAAAAUGUGGCUGCCGGUGGUGCCACGGUUGGUGGCGCUGCAGCGGCCGCCGCCGCGCAAGUCGCCUCCGCUCUGAGCUCAACGGGCAGCGUUACUGCCGCCAUUGCCACCGCAGCGCCCGCUGCUCAACCGGACAUGCCCGUCUUCACGUGUCCACGCCGACCCAAUCUCGGUAGAGAGGGCCGUCCAAUUGUGCUGCGUGCCAAUCAUUUCCAGGUGACCAUGCCCCGCGGCUACGUGCAUCACUAUGACAUCAAUAUACAGCCGGACAAGUGUCCGCGCAAGGUGAAUCGCGAGAUCAUUGAAACUAUGGUACAUGCGUACAGCAAAAUCUUUGGCGUGUUAAAGCCUGUGUUCGAUGGGCGGAAUAAUUUGUACACGCGCGAUCCACUGCCCAUUGGUAAUGAACGUCUGGAGCUGGAGGUGACACUUCCCGGUGAAGGAAAGGAUCGCAUCUUUCGGGUGACAAUUAAAUGGCAGGCGCAGGUGUCACUCUUCAAUCUAGAGGAGGCACUCGAGGGGCGCACGCGACAGAUCCCUUAUGAUGCCAUCUUGGCUCUGGACGUUGUUAUGCGGCAUUUGCCCAGCAUGACGUAUACGCCAGUUGGACGCAGUUUUUUCAGCUCUCCCGAUGGCUACUACCAUCCACUGGGCGGUGGUCGUGAAGUUUGGUUUGGUUUCCAUCAGAGCGUGCGUCCUUCGCAGUGGAAAAUGAUGCUCAACAUUGAUGUUUCUGCAACGGCAUUCUACAAGGCGCAGCCCGUAAUUGACUUCAUGUGCGAGGUGCUGGACAUACGCGACAUUAAUGAGCAGCGCAAGCCAUUGACAGACUCGCAGCGCGUCAAGUUCACCAAGGAAAUUAAAGGUCUGAAGAUAGAGAUCACACAUUGCGGACAGAUGCGUCGCAAGUACCGUGUGUGCAACGUGACACGACGUCCAGCUCAAAUGCAAUCCUUUCCACUGCAGCUGGAAAACGGUCAGACUGUCGAGUGCACUGUGGCCAAGUACUUCCUGGAUAAAUAUCGCAUGAAGCUGCGUUAUCCUCACCUGCCCUGCCUGCAGGUGGGCCAAGAACACAAGCACACCUAUCUGCCGUUGGAGGUUUGCAAUAUUGUCGCCGGUCAACGCUGCAUCAAAAAGUUGACGGACAUGCAAACCUCGACCAUGAUCAAGGCCACGGCACGCUCGGCUCCAGAUAGGGAGCGCGAGAUUAAUAAUUUGGUGAAGCGCGCUGACUUCAACAACGACUCAUAUGUGCAGGAGUUUGGUCUGACCAUAUCAAACUCCAUGAUGGAGGUGCGCGGUCGUGUGUUGCCACCACCAAAACUGCAGUAUGGAGGUCGUGUGUCUAGCAUCACGGGUCAACAGCUGUUCCCACCACAGAACAAAGUGAGUCUUGCGUCGCCCAAUCAGGGCGUUUGGGAUAUGCGCGGCAAACAGUUUUUCACCGGGGUCGAGAUACGCAUAUGGGCCAUUGCUUGUUUUGCUCCACAGCGCACAGUGCGCGAAGAUGCGUUGCGAAAUUUUACGCAACAGCUGCAAAAGAUCUCAAAUGAUGCGGGCAUGCCAAUAAUUGGACAGCCCUGCUUCUGCAAAUACGCCACUGGACCGGAUCAGGUGGAGCCCAUGUUUCGUUAUCUGAAGAUAACAUUCCCGGGAUUGCAGCUCGUUGUGGUGGUGCUGCCGGGAAAGACCCCUGUCUAUGCGGAAGUAAAACGAGUGGGCGACACUGUCCUGGGCAUGGCUACCCAAUGUGUGCAAGCCAAGAAUGUAAACAAGACGUCGCCGCAAACUCUAUCCAAUUUGUGCCUGAAGAUCAACGUGAAGCUCGGCGGCAUCAACUCUAUACUCGUUCCCUCCAUUCGACCUAAGGUCUUUAACGAACCAGUUAUCUUCUUGGGCGCCGAUGUUACGCAUCCUCCUGCAGGCGAUAAUAAGAAGCCAUCAAUCGCCGCUGUUGUAGGCUCGAUGGAUGCGCAUCCCUCGCGUUAUGCUGCCACUGUGCGCGUUCAGCAACAUCGCCAGGAAAUCAUCCAGGAGCUGAGCAGCAUGGUGCGUGAGCUACUCAUAAUGUUUUACAAAUCCACCGGUGGCUACAAGCCACAUCGCAUUAUACUCUAUCGCGAUGGCGUCUCCGAGGGCCAGUUUCCGCAUGUGCUCCAGCAUGAGCUGACAGCCAUACGUGAGGCUUGCAUCAAACUGGAGCCAGAGUAUCGGCCAGGCAUCACAUUCAUUGUGGUGCAAAAACGUCAUCACACACGUCUCUUCUGCGCUGAAAAGAAGGAGCAAAGCGGCAAGUCGGGCAACAUACCAGCAGGCACCACAGUUGAUGUUGGCAUAACACAUCCCACGGAAUUCGACUUUUACUUGUGUAGCCAUCAGGGCAUUCAAGGCACUAGCCGGCCCUCACAUUACCAUGUUUUGUGGGAUGACAACCACUUCGAUUCCGAUGAGCUUCAAUGCCUGACCUAUCAGCUGUGCCACACUUACGUCCGCUGCACCCGUUCCGUGAGCAUACCAGCACCAGCUUACUAUGCGCACUUGGUGGCAUUCCGUGCCAGAUAUCAUCUGGUGGAGAAGGAGCACGAUUCCGGUGAGGGAUCGCACCAGAGCGGCUGCUCAGAGGACCGCACGCCGGGGGCUAUGGCCCGUGCUAUUACCGUGCAUGCGGAUACCAAGAAGGUCAUGUACUUUGCCUAAAAAGUAUACACCACCUGCUCCAAACAACAGAAAAACGAAACAGCCAAAUACAAAAGAAACGAGAAAAGUUGCAGCCUCACAUUUCGGACAUUGAUUGCAUUCGAAUAAUGCGUUUGAAGCCAAGCAUAUUUAUAACUAUUAAUUAGCCAGUAAGUCGUAUAGUUUUUUGAUUUAUAAAUGAGUUUUUAGAUUUUUCAAAAGAACACGAACACCACAAAACAAUAUUAGUUUUUAGAUACUUCACAACAAACAAACCAACAGGCAGAAACUCGGAAGAAAUACAAGAGUAAUCGAAUGUCAGCACAAGUUUGCGCAAUUUAGGGGGAAACCAAACUAAUAUCAAAGGAAUAUGUUAAACAAAUGUGAAAAUUCUCAAAAAAGCAUAGCAAACAAAAACAAUGGGAACAAAAUGCAAAAACAUCAGAAAAAUACUAAACAGAGCAACUAAAAGCAAAUACACGAGAAAACAAAACACACCUUAUUGUCAAGUAGAACGAAUGUCCAGUAAUUGUACAUUUAGAGUUAUGCAUAAUAUAUGAAAUAUAUUUUUGCACAAUACGUUGAGAAGAGAAAUAACUGAGAAAUUGCAUAGAACCAAAGGUUUUUUUUAGAGCAUACUUCGAAAAGUGAAAGCAGUUGCUGAUUUACAAACAAGCACCAACAUACACAACCACAUAGACACAAAUUCACAAACAUUCAAAUAAACAACAAACCCAACAACAACAUCAACACGCAGACACAUUUCAAAAGAACUUGAAUUCUCUGUACUGUGAACGAAGACAACCACCAAACCAAGCGUUAAACAAGCAAACAAACAACUCGAUAAAACAUUGAAAAUUGUAAUAAUAAUUAGCAAUUAAAUUUACUUCAAUAGCACGUGCAUAUUGUCAAAGGAAUAAAAUACAUUUAAUAGUUAUUAAGUUGGGCUUUACCAAAAACAAACAACACGAAAAGUAAACAUCAUAAACAAAUAAUGAUUGACAGAGGCAACUGCGUUGAAAUGAUUAACGCAAAAGGCCGAUUUCAAUUCGUCUUUUGUUUAUGUAAGCAAAGCGAUAUCAAUAUACUUUGUAUUUAGAAUGGUGACAGUGACAAAAAUACUUUUAUUAAUUUAUACAAAUACAUACUUAAUUUUUCAAAGUGCAAAUAUCACGCAAUUUUCCAUGCUGACUCCUAACCAUAUAAUAUAUUUAAUUUAGUUACCUAACUGAAAUGCUAACAACAACAAAUUAAAAAAAGCAUUAUUAUUUAUAAAUUUAACAAAGACACACGCAUAUUUGUAAAACGAGAAACGACACCAACAAAACGUUUUAUGGCAUAUCACUCAAUGUUGCAUAUUUGUAUACAAAUUUUUGGCUAUUUAUUAUUUUUUAAAUUGUAUAUUUUCCCACGCCCUUUUCAACUAUUAUACUUUAAUUAUACACAUUUUUUAAAACAAAUUCGCCUGGAGAGUGUCUCUUCGCACCAUAUUAACCUAAGUUUAUUUUAAUCUGAUGUUUUAUUAUUUGUAGAAAUUGCUAACAUGGUGUACGGGUAAAAACUAGAAUACUAUUAUAUAUAUAUACAUACAUUUUUUUCAUUCAACACACACAAAUUCAAUUUCAGUAAAUACUUUUUGGAAUUUUGUACAAAAGUAUAGAUAGUUUUAGUUUUAUUUUCAAACUUAAAGCAUAAAACAACAAAUGGAGAAUAAUAUUACACAAAUAAUUACUAUAUAUCGAAUUAUAUCAAGAUGGACACAGUUCAAGUUAACAUUAUGCUCAUUUGUUAUUUAAGCGUUGCGCGGUAUCAGCGCCAUUUGUUUCUAAAUAACUCUCUGCAGCUACCCGCUAAACGAUAGCAACUGAAAUAAAAAGGCAGCCGUAACCAUCAUACGAAAUGCAACAAAUAUCUGUUAAUCUUAAGUUGACCAUCUUUGCAAAAUUGAGUGUGCAUUAUUAUUACUCGUAAAUAUUUGAUUUACACAACACAAUUAAACAAUUAGUUUAUAAACGAUGCCAAGCGACAAGGGGAAAAAAACGAGAGAAAUUAGCCAAGCAGGAAAGCAGAAAAUGUUUAUUAGCAACAGCGUGUAUUUGUAUUUUGUUGAUAAAACACAUAAUUUAGUCGAAACUUUUUUGUAAAUUAACGUUUCAACACAAGGGAUUACAAAAUAAAAUUUAACAUUUAUUUCUUAAAUAUUUACUUAAAUUAACAAUACAAACGAAACAAUACAAAACAUGUCAAGCAUUAGCAUAUAUGUAAAUGCAUACAUAAAUAUGCAAAACAACACAAACAGAAAGCCAAUUUUAGUUUAUAAGAUUAAAUUGUCAUCAGUUGAGAUGUAAACGAAACAAUGCAAUAACAGAAACAAAAACAAAUACGAAAGGCAAAAGCAUUAAAAUUUGUUUUUAAGAAGGAAACCAUUAGACGGCAAUAUGUCUCAGCUGUGGCCAACUGCAGAGCCAGACACACGUCGUAUUCUCGUAUUCUUUAUAAGCUAGCAUGUAAUAACAAAAUGCAAAUAUUUAAGCGCUAGACCACAGCUGCAGCAGCAGCCUAAUGGUAAUAGGAAAACAUUUUUCAAACAACACCAGCAAGAACACCAUUUGUUUUUAAUUUAAGCUUAAAUGUGUCGACAAUUAAUGCAUCUCGUAAAUUUAAAUUUAAAAAACAAAAAGGACAAGAAGUAUAAAGCUUUAACCACUCGCAAAACAAAAUGAAAAUAAGGAAAUACAAUACAUUAAUAAAGCCAAUAACAAAAUCAAACAAGCAACCAGCAGCAGUUAAAAAUACAUAAACAAUAAAUAAUAAUACUUAGAACUUGUGAUUAAGAUUGAAGAGAGAAAAAACAACAAUUAUCGUCUUUAUAUAUAUACAUACAUAUAUAGCAUUAUAUAAAACUGACAAAGCAAAAUAAAAGUUUGUACAUGUACACGAGUAUAUCCAACUAUAGUACAUGUGUAUGAUGUACCAUAUAUAUGUACAUACUUAUGUCUAUUUCCAAAGGUAAACACACAAUUUGAAAUGGUUUCUUCAUUGUCGUGCAGCUAAACUAUUGACAGAUUAGUGGGUCGUGCAUGAGAAGAAGCUGCUGUACGAGUCUCCAACUCCUCAACUAUCCCAUCAAUGAGGGUAUGACUUUUUAAACUAUUCUCAAAGCAACAGUUAACAACUGGUGCCAUUUCUCACAAAGUUUACAUCCCAUAAUCAGAUCAUUCGGACAUGAAACCAUUCACUCCACCAAUUCACUCCUUCCGAAUAAUUCAAUCAGAUUGGAAUAUUGAGAGUCCAAACAGCACAUAAAAUUUUAAAAAAUAACUUACAGUGAAUACUCCUGACUUGUAUUGAAUUUGAAUUGAAUGGGGAGCCCCACCGUGAUUUUUCUAUCACUAAAGAGCUCUUUAGGAGUGAUUUACAAAGAGUACAGCUUCUUCUGUCCUAAUUCCCAUACAAAAGAUAUCGAUGUCUAGUGUAUACAACUCAAGCAGCACUUCUCCUUUUAUCUGUCAAAACAUAUACUAAAUUGAGCUUUAAACUUUGAAAAACAAAUUAACAAAGAUCAACAUGUUUACUGAAACUCAAUAAUAUACUAAAUUUAACAAACAACAAAAAUGAGUAGUCUUAAGUAAACUUAUAGAUGUCUAUGAUUAACUUUCGUAUAUACUUAUACAUAUAUAAAAAUACUUUAUAUAUAUAUGCAGAAUUCAUAGAAGCUACAUAAACAGCAUUGCACAACUCUUCCUAAAGGAAAUAAAAUCAAUUUAUGACACAAUUAAACAAAAAUUAUCCACGAACAUGACGCGGACUAACUCUCCAAGCAAUUAUAUACGUUACUUAUGUGUGUGUAUUUAUGUACUUUACUCUUCCAAUUAGUCCCCACAGAGAGCCCUCCCAAGAAAUGCGUGGUGAUCAGCCACAUACUUAUGUGUGUAUGUAAAGACAGUCCACUUCACUCCACCAGGUCCACUUUUGCUCCAGUUAGUGCUCCUUAACAAAACAGAGAAACAAAAACAAAACACAACAACAAAUGGGAAAAAGAUGAAAUCCUUAGCUGAAAUUUGACUAGAAAAAAUCUUGAAUGUAAAUCAAAGGUAUCAUAACAAUAUGGAAAGCUUAAAACUUGUAUGUGUACGAAUAUUAAAUAUGGUGACGAACCUUUACUUUAAACCAAAAUGCCGGGUAAUUAUUCAAUAAAAGUAAUAUUUUACAUUA